Molecule: messenger RNA, 367 nt
Organism: Drosophila obscura
Lineage: Eukaryota; Metazoa; Arthropoda; Insecta; Diptera; Drosophilidae
Exons: 1
Coding region: 95-307 (70 amino acids)
Source: RefSeq, a predicted model, not a curated record
ACACUGCCUCUCUGCCAUCACUAGGAAAUAUUAAAGCAAAAACAAUAGAUCAGAUUUUUUUUUUUUGAACCGGCAAAGUGAAUAAUUCAUCAUCAUGCAGAAGAAACCCAUCAAUGCCAACGCACUGCUGGACAAACUGCAUCGCGGCGCUGUCUACGCCUGCAUCGGCGUCACCCUCUACGGCACCUAUGUGCUAGGUAGCCGCUACUACCACUACUACACUGUGAUUCGGCCGGAGAAGCAGCAAAUGGAGCUGAAACUCCUCGACGAGGGUGCCCACGACAAGGCCAAAGAGCUGAAGUACUAGCAGUUCUCCUGAUGUUCUCUUUAAUGUUUGUUAAGCGUAAUAAAUUGUAAGGAAAUGUAA